AUGUCUUACCAACUGAGAGACCAAUCCAUUGAAUCGAUUGACACGAUCGCCACGACUGAUCCGUUGCCGGCACCCAUCACCACGUCGUCCACAAUGAGUGCGAACAACACGGGGAACGCCGUCUCUCCCCAACCGGUCGUAAUGGUGACCAACAACGGGGUCCGCGAGCCGGACGGCGACGCCAUUAAGAUGUUUGUCGGACAGAUCCCACGCGAUUGGAGUGAAUCCGAUUGUCGCAGACUUUUCGAGGAGUUCGGCGAAAUCCACUCAAUCAAUGUGUUGCGAGACAAGCAGUCCGGACAGAGUAGGGGCUGUUGUUUCGUGACGUACUACACGCGCCGGUCGGCCCUCCAGGCGCAGGACGCCCUCCACAACGUGAAGACCCUGACAUCGAUGCACCACCCAAUCCAGAUGAAGCCCGCCGACUCCGAGAACAGGAAUGAACGCAAACUCUUCGUCGGCAUGUUGUCCAAGAAGUACACCGAAUCGGACGUACGGCUCAUGUUUGCCGCCUAUGGAAACAUCGAGGAGUGCACUGUCUUGAGGGACACCAACGGCCAGAGCAAAGGCUGUGCUUUUGUCACCUUUUCGACCCGUCAGUGUGCCAUCAAUGCCAUCAAAGCCAUGAAUCACUCGCAAACAAUGGAAGGCUGUUCGUCGCCUCUUGUGGUGAAGUUUGCGGACACACAACGAGAUAAAGACGCGCGAAGGCAGCAGCAGAUACUGAUGCAACAGUUGUGUCACUCAUCGCAGCCCAACCCGGCGGCGGCGACGUUAGCGGCGGCCGCAGCGAACCCCUACCUGGCACUGGCGGCCGCGGCGGCAGCUCAACAGCAACAGGUCCAGCAACAGGCGCAACAGCAACAGAACGCAUUGGCCGCGGCCGCCACUCUCGCCAUUCAGCAACAACUCGUCUCUUCGAUGAACUCGACCCCCGAGUUGUCUCUGGCCGCUGCGGCCGCAACACUGGCCGCCUCUAACCCCAUGAUGUUGGCCGCCCUCUGCGGCAGUGCCACCAAUAACUCGAAUAACCCGACGGGCAGUUCGACGCCUCAGCAACAGCAGCAUCUCAACGGUUCCAGUGAUCUAUACAGCACUUCAGCGAACCAACACCAACAGCACCAGACCUUUUCCAACUUCGGCUUGGGAGGUGCGGGUCAGCAAACUCUGGCCCAGUUGGCAGUACAGGCAGCACAACAGCAGAACAGUCUGGCGCUGUCCCACAACAACGGCACGGGCGGCGGCAAACAGACGGAAGGGCCGGACGGCGCAAACCUUUUCAUAUACCACUUGCCGGCUGAGUUCGGCGACACAGACCUCGCGUCGACGUUCUCUCCAUUCGGAAAUGUAUUGUCGAGUAAAGUAUUUAUAGACAAACAGACAAAUCUGUCGAAAUGUUUCGGAUUCGUGUCGUACGACAACCCCAUCUCAGCACAAGCGGCCAUUCAAGCCAUGAAUGGCUUCCAAAUCGGCACUAAACGACUCAAAGUCCAACUCAAGCGAAGUAAAGAUAAGCCAUAUUAG
This is a messenger RNA of Oppiella nova, 1524 nucleotides long. The record is from the annotation of a GenBank genome assembly. NCBI's taxonomy places the organism in Eukaryota, Metazoa, Arthropoda, Arachnida, Sarcoptiformes, Oppiidae.